Molecule: messenger RNA, 759 nt
Organism: Naegleria fowleri
Lineage: Eukaryota; Heterolobosea; Eutetramitea; Acrasida; Naegleriidae
Exons: 2
Coding region: 1-759 (252 amino acids)
Source: RefSeq, a predicted model, not a curated record
AUGUCCCAAAAACUCAAAGAAAUUGAAAAACAAUUCAAUGGAUCAAAGAAGAAGAAGAUUAUUCCCAUUGAAGAUAUCCGAGAUGAGGAGGAGGAGGAGGAUGAAUGGGAAGAUAUUGAUGAGGAGGAGGAUGAAGAUGAGGAAUUCAACGUUCAUCCCGUUCAUGCCUACUCGCGUACAAAAACAUCCAAAGAAACAACCCUCCCUUCAGCGGAAGCCUCCAACAAGGUUCAACAAGCUCUCAAAGACAAUGAAGCCUUUAAAACUCUAUUCCAAAGUCGAGUUCAAGUCAAUGAAAAUUUCUGUCAUGAAGGGCAAGGACGUGAUAUCUACAGUAGCCAAUACGUGGUGCAAAUGAAAUUCGGAGGAGCAACAGAGAGCACUGCAUCGUUGGAAAUAUAUUUUGAAGGAGAUGUUACUUAUGAUCCGAUGGAGGAAGGCUCCACCGGUAAAUAUGUCAGAACAGUCACUGUUUAUAAAUCCAACACAAAAGUAUUGAGUGGAGAAUUGUUUAGAAACUUGGAGGAAGUUGAUUAUUGCUCAGGCUAUGGAGGAGUGAAGCUCACUUCCAACGUUAAGAAGCUCAAGGAUGUCUUGAAUAUUGAUUCAAAGAUGUUUCUCUCCUUGAUGGAUAUGAUUUGUAAGGCCAUUCCAGUGUUUCAUCAGGGUGAAAUGAAAUUUGUCAGUAAGAUUAUGAAACGUGUUAAUGAAUACGCGGCUGAGUGCAUUCAAGCACAACCCUCACAGAACAAGCAAUAA